AUGGAUCCCGGCCAACAGAUUCUGGGCUCGCAAUGGAGCAAUCGGGUGGACGCACUCAUCCGCAAGACACAGGCUGCAGAAGCUGUUGGGGCCCACGGUCAUGUCCGAAAUCGUGUUACCUUGGUCGGCUCUUUCCACAGUCAGACGCAGCAACUCUUGUCUGCCAUGAUCGAUGAGCCUCUUCGAGAGAUCAGCGCGAUCGAGGGCAAUGAGGCUGAAGCCGUUCUGACCGCGUUGAGGACUUCAUCACCUUCGAAACCCUUCACCAUUUCAUACGCUCCAGGACCUCCACAGGCUCUCGAAGGAAGUGGCAUCACGCUGGACCGUCACUGGCUCCAACAGGCAAAUAUGCAGAUCACGGUACUGAUCAACCCAACAUUGUCCGAAGAGACGUACGACGUUAUCUACGAUAGCGAGGCGGUCGUGUUUGUUACUGACGACUAUGCUCUUAGUCGAGCCGCCCAUCGAAGCGCUGGCCAGCGCGGCGACACCACGCACGAGCUUCUUUCGCGGUUCGCUGCUAAACCCAACGUUCACCUCGUCGUCAACUCCAUCCUCGGCACCGAUCCUGCUCACUUUGCCAACGCCCUCGAAUCAGCCACUGGUGCCUCGGUGUCGGACCUCGUCGCUCCGCAUCUCAUCCCUGUCCGCGUGUCCGAUGCGCUCGCUGCCAACGCGGCCCUCCGCCAGGCGCUCGACAAGCAAGACCAGCAGCCUCUUCCCAUCGUCGCACCACGCACCUCCACCGCCUACUGGGACAACUUCAGCUCCCACUACCAGCGCUCCAACGUCGGCACCGUCCUCCACCUCAUCCAGCACCUCGACACCCUCCACGGCUCGCACACUCUCCUCGCCCACUCCUCCGCCUUCCUCCUGCAGCACUGUCUCGACGAAGCCCUCGCCACGACCAAGCACAACCUCGCGACGCUGCACCAGCUGCGCUCGCUCGCGGUCGAAACCGACGCGCGGAACAGUGCGACGCUCAAGCAGUCGUUGGAGCGCAUUUGGCCGCCGGCUGCUGCGUACACGGGCCAGUUGUCGAGCGACGAGAUCCAAGUGUGGCGUCCUGCGGCACCGGGGUCGUCCAGUGCGGUGGAAUCGGCGAUGCAGAUGACGGACGACUUGAUCGAGAGGACGUUUGAUACCAAGCUGCAGUGGUGGAAGCUCGUAUGGAAGGUGGACGAUGUGAGGAAGGAGUUGGAGACGGCGUGUGCUGGGUUCGCGGCGUCGCUCGAGUCGGAUCUGGCGUACGAGUCGGGGCGGUUGGCGACGUUGCAGGUGUCCAAGGUUCGCGAGGCGGAUGCGUUGUUGGUGCGAUUUCGGGACUUGGCGCAGAAGCUGGGGUCGACGAUCGAGGAUGCAAAGCGCGAUGCAGCGAUGGUGGUGAAUGAAGCGGAGGGGUAUCGCUCGUCGAGGUUGCGCACGAUCGAGCCGUCGACGCUGAUGGCGCCGAUCCAUGUGCGACGCGCGCAGCUGCUGGAGACGGGGGGACCGAUCGACGCGUUGGCGCUCAAAUCACGCAAGCUCGCCGUGACGAGCUCCGCCGCUGUGGCGGUGACCGCUGCGGGUGUGGGGUCGGCUAGCGUCCUCGGCUCGUCGCUGGGUUUGGUCGACGCCUCCGCCGCCGCCCUUGCGCUCGAUCCUGCCACGGGAAUGGGUCUGGGUCUGCUAACGCUCACGCUCGUCGGAUGGAGAAUGCAGGGUCAGUACAACAAGUUCCGCCGCAGAUUCCGGCAGGACUGGCUGCGCCUCUCGGAAGGACUGGACCAAGAUCUCAAGGGGAACUUUGAGGAGGUGCUGAGGGGACAGAUCGUGGGUCCGUCCGAGGUGGUCGCUUCGCGAGUGAGGGAGCUUGCACGGAGUUGGGGUGCCAAGAUCCAGCAGCAAGAGGCACACGUCAGAGCUGUCGCAAGGCAGACACCCGCACCCCUCAGCACUUCACAAGAGGUCACGCAGGACAUCACGCCUCGCGCAUCCACCUGA
Molecule: messenger RNA, 1983 nt
Organism: Kalmanozyma brasiliensis GHG001
Lineage: Eukaryota; Fungi; Basidiomycota; Ustilaginomycetes; Ustilaginales
Exons: 1
Coding region: 1-1983 (660 amino acids)
Source: RefSeq, a predicted model, not a curated record